Molecule: messenger RNA, 2108 nt
Organism: Camelina sativa (false flax)
Lineage: Eukaryota; Viridiplantae; Streptophyta; Magnoliopsida; Brassicales; Brassicaceae
Product: putative galacturonosyltransferase-like 7
Cellular component (GO): Golgi apparatus
Molecular function (GO): glycosyltransferase activity
Source: RefSeq, a predicted model, not a curated record
AAGGGUCACAAUAGGCUGUCGAGAAAGGAAAAAAAAAACAUAAAAAUUUCUAUGAUUAGGCAUACAAAUACAAAUAAUAAGAAGAAUACACAAAAAUCUGUUUGUUGGCUAAGGAGAAAUCGAAGGAAUAAGUCUUUUUUUCUGAGAAAGCCCCAUCUCUCUCUCCCCUUUAGCCUUUGCUGCUUUCUUCUAUUCUUUUGUCUAAUUACUAAAAUAGAGAUAGAGAGAGAUAGAGCCUUAAAGAGAGAGAGAAGAAGGAGAGGAGGGCGUAAAACAGCAGACGGUGGCGCACCGUAGCACCGCCCCCUCCUAACCUACGCCCUUUUUCUUCUUUCCGAUAUCAAAAGAUUCCUAAUAAUAAUUUGAUUCCUCUCCUCCUCUCUCAGGUCGCUUCGAUCCCACGGCAUAAUAAUAAGCGGAUUCCUACCUUGUUCAAUCUUGUCUUCUUCAGAUGCAUUCAUCUACAAAACUCUGGCGGACAUCAAAGGAACCCUAGCUUUUCUCCGGUCUUCUAUUAUCGCCUCUUUCGCCGCCGAUCGGUGGUUUGAUUUCAAAUCCAAGAAGAAGAAGAAACGUAUUAAUAUUAAUCUCCUCCUCCUCUUUAGGAAGAUGCUUUGGAUUAUGAGAUUCUCCGGUUUAUUCUCCGCCGCUUUGGUCAUCAUCGUCCUCUCUCCUUCUCUCCAAUCAUUUCCACCAGCUGAAGCCAUCAGAUCCUCUCACCACCUCGACGCUUACCUCCGCUUCCCAACCUCCGAUCCAAAUCCCCAUAGAUUCUCCUUCAGAAAAGCUCCCGUGUUCCGCAAUGCCGCCGAUUGUCCCGCCGCCGACAUCGAUUCCGGCGUCUGUAACCCUUCCUUGGUCCACGUCGCCAUUACUCUCGAUUUCGAGUACCUCCGUGGCUCCGUCGCCGCCGUUCAUUCGAUCCUGAAACACUCCUCGUGUCCCGAGAGCGUCUUCUUCCAUUUCCUCGUCUCCGAGACCGGACUAGACUCCUUGAUCCGUUCGACGUUCCCCGAGUUGAGGUUCAAGGUUUACUACUUCGAUCCCGAGAUCGUACGGACCUUGAUCUCGACCUCCGUCAGGCAAGCGCUAGAGCAGCCGUUGAAUUACGCGAGAAACUACCUAGCUGGUCUCCUCGAGCCCUGCGUGCGCCGCGUGAUCUAUCUAGACUCCGAUCUAGUCGUCGUCGAUGACAUAGCUAAGCUGUGGAAGACGAAGCUGGGAUCGAAGACGAUCGGAGCUCCGGAGUACUGCCACGCGAACUUCACGAAGUAUUUCACGGCGGCGUUUUGGUCGGACGAGCGGUUCUCGGGAGCGUUCGAGGGGAGGAAACCGUGCUACUUCAACACGGGGGUGAUGGUGAUGGAUCUAGAGAGAUGGAGGCGCGUGGGGUACACGGAGGUGAUUGAGAAAUGGAUGGAGAUUCAGAAGAAGAGUGAUAGGAGGAUAUACGAGCUGGGAUCACUGCCGCCGUUUUUGCUUGUAUUCGCAGGAGAAGUGGCUCCGAUUGAGCAUCGGUGGAACCAGCACGGGCUAGGUGGAGAUAACGUGAGAGGAAGCUGUAGAGAUUUACAUCCAGGUCCGGUUAGCUUGCUUCAUUGGUCCGGUAGUGGUAAACCGUGGUUCCGGUUAGAUUCAAGACGGCCUUGUCCACUUGAUACUCUUUGGGCUCCUUAUGAUUUGUAUGGACACUACAACUCACGCUGAUGAUGAUCUCUGUUUUACAUAUUAUAUAGUCUCUCAGCUGGUAAAUUCUCUCCUUCAUUCACUGGAAAAAAAAAAAAAAUUAAAUUCUUUCUUCUUUCUCUCCAAUUUUUUUUCUUUCUUUCUCUUAAGAUUUUUACAGACUUUUGGAAUUUGUUUUCUUCGUCGUCCUCUGUAUUCUAUUCGAUUGUUCUGUGCAUUGAAAUAAACAAAAAAAAAAAUGAAAAAAAAGAAGAAGAAGAAGAAGAAGAAGAAGAUAGGAGAUACUGAAUUCAGAUUUGUUGUACAGACUUUUUUUUUACCAUAUGUUUUUUAUAUAUAUGAUUCUGUCAUUUUUUUUUUUUCACUUAAAACAUUAACUGUCCCAUUUAUAUAGUUUGAUCCAAAUUAACACUUUGUUUUUA